AGAAGAGCUCUUCCCCUCCUCGUUCAUCACCACAGGCUGUAUCUGGUAACAUUGGCGGAAUAACACCAGGAGAGCGUCUUUUUCUGGGUGUUUUUAAAGCUGCCUUUUGCUGAGGUGAAGUUUAAAGGCAGGCAAAAUGUCGUCUUGGGUGAAAUCACCUGCGGGUGGUCGGCGGCCAUCCGGUAACCCUAACGGAAGUGCUCCACAGCCGCGUGUGUUUCGGAGGGCAGCUCCAUACCCAACCAGAGAGGAGAGGACCGAAGAGCUCAAGGAUGCCCUGGACAGUUAUGAAGAGCUAGAGCAAAUCCAAAACUACAGUGGAAGUGUGAAGUACGAGGGCUACAAGCAUCAGCCAAAUGCCAAACCAGAGGGUGGCACUCCAGCAGACAGACGUAAAACGCUGUAUCAGAAGUUCUACAGACAGGUGCAGGAGGAGAGGAAGCCAGCCGACUGCGUGGUUCUCUCUGUUACCAAACAGUGCCUGGAUUACCCCAAAUCGCUAAGCCAGUGCUUGCAGGAGCGUGGCCUGUCAGUGGAAAUGCUCUACCUUCAAGCGGAAUCGGGCCUGACCCGGGCCCUACAGGAUGUCCGAGCAGAAGGCUCCCCCUUAUGUAUUCUGGUGGAGCAGACAAACGUAGCUCUGUCCUCCUGCACUGUUAUCAUAUUCUCAGAAUCCCUCAAAAUCCAUCGAAACAUGCCCAAAGACCAGGCCAUGGACUUUGUUCUAGCAGAGUACAACCGUGGACUGGCUAAAGAGCGACCCCCGAGGGACCCAGCAGACAUUGCAGCCGAGGCGUCGCAGCUGCUCGAUGACUUUCUGGAUCGAGAAAAGAUCGCGCGCCACACCGUUCCCUCUGAAACACGUCAGCUCCUCGUACUGUUAGGCGAGGGUGUCCAUCUGUACCCCGAGGAGUUGGAAACCAUCUCGGAGUACGUGCGCUCUCGGCAGGACCACGUACAAGCUUCCAACAGUGAGGGUGAGAAAGGGAUCAUGUUACCUCCAGGGUUGGGGAAACCACCUCCUCUGCUUCCGACUCCAUCUGGGCCACCACAGCCUCAGCCUGCAUCUUUAACAGGGGGGCCCAUGGGAGACCACGCCUCACCUUCACCUGUACCCCUCUUGCCUUCACCAGUUGCUCAUCCCAAAACCAAACCUCCUCCGCUGCUCUCCUUGCAUCGCCUUCCUGGUCCGUCGUUAGGGGGCCCAAUUGUCCGAGGUCCCCUGUCGUCACACAUCCCUUACGGCGGUCCCGGUGUGCCUCGUGGGCCCCUGCUCCACCCUCCUCCUGUGUUCCACCCAGGCCCCAGAGGUCCCACUAGAGGAGCCCCUCCCACUCUAAAGAGUGCUCGCCCUCCACUUCUGUCGUCUCCAGGUGCUCCUCUUCUUCGUCAGAGUGUCCCCCGGCAUUAGGAAAUGAGACGCACACACACAAAUUUGCAGGUUAUGAACAGUGUAUCACUUCAUGUUAGAGCAAAAGCAUCCUUUUUUAUGUUUUUUAUCUAAAUUUAGCUGGAAGAUAAAUGAAAGUUGAUGUUAUGUCUUCAGCUCACUGUGGGUGGUUUGAGUGGUAAUGUUAAGACCCCCCCCCGAGGCAUCGGUGCCUUUUUUAUGUUUUGUCCGUCAGGGUCUGUAACUGUUGGUGAGUGUUGCACAGGUCCAUCAGGUAGUUCGUUUAGCUGAUUGCACAGAAAUACAGCCACGCAGUAAUCAAUACCCAAUCACGGCUGCAACAGGACGUCUUCUGUAUUAAACGCCACGAGCCUACUUGCUGUGUACAGUUUUUCAACAUGGUGCUUUGAAUUUCUCAAAGUUUCUCUGGACAACAGAUAUUUCACUUUAUAAUGGUUUGUUCUUCGGAGCCGUAUUUCUGGUUCAAAUAUAACUUGAUUCAUGUGUAAUUUUAUUUGUGCCACAGAGGAAAACGGUCACUCUGAAGGACUCUGUAUGAUGCAUGCAGUAUCUUCAUGGCAGAACACAAACGCGUGUAUUUGUUAAAUUGCAUUUCCUGCACUGUGCACAGUAAAAUCGCUGUCGUGUACAGUACAUUUCAGUAAAAUAAUCGUCCUUGUGACAUUGGAAUUGCAACUAUCAGCUUUGUUUUGUUACCCAGGCUUCUGACAGAGUCCUUCUAUCAAAGCACAAGACUAAGCUCCAACUAUUUCCCAGCAUAAAUGAAAGAAAUGCGACUCUCUUCAUUAUAAGUCCAGUGACCACAUAUUUUCUGAAUGGCAGGUCUGAUGUGAGUAAGAAGGCUCCACAGGUUUGGUUACACGCUGUGGGUUUCAGCCUUUAAGCUUAAUAUCUGUUAAAUAUGUGAUGCAGGCAGAGCACACGAGUCUGGAACAAACAACUACUUAUCAUAUGUGGCUUUUUUUGUCAUUGCUAGAAUUUCUAGCACACUGUUGUUUUGUUGCUAAUAUUUAUUAGCAUUACUGAAAAGCAUUUAUCUGGUUAAGAAGCCUUUUUCUGUUGGAGCUGCGGGAGGCUGAGGCCUCACAAAGACAAACGCUUUGCUUUUGUAGAUACUGUAAAAAUGUUUUUUUCUUCAUGUUUUUGAACCACUGUAUGCUUUUCCCUUUGCUGUGCGGCGUGCUGAUGUUGAACAGGUUUGGAGUCCCGAUUAUAUUUUCAAAGAAAACAUUUAUAAAUGUUUUGAGACGUUUUUCUUUUAUUACGAAUUAAAAUGAACAUCUUGAUACAAGUUCACCAAACUGACGCAUCUUUCUGUAAGAGUCUGAAUAGAUGUUAGUGCUCAAAUUCCUAACACAUACGUAUUGAUCAGUCUAUUUAAGUGAAUAAAACAUAAAAGUGAA
This is a messenger RNA of Maylandia zebra (zebra mbuna), 2814 nucleotides long. RefSeq names its product nuclear receptor coactivator 5. NCBI's taxonomy places the organism in Eukaryota, Metazoa, Chordata, Actinopteri, Cichliformes, Cichlidae. The record is from RefSeq and is a predicted model, not a curated record.